Molecule: messenger RNA, 6065 nt
Organism: Varroa destructor (honeybee mite)
Lineage: Eukaryota; Metazoa; Arthropoda; Arachnida; Mesostigmata; Varroidae
Product: serine/threonine-protein kinase OSR1-like
Biological process (GO): protein phosphorylation
Cellular component (GO): cytoplasm
Molecular function (GO): protein serine/threonine kinase activity; ATP binding
Source: RefSeq, a predicted model, not a curated record
CAACAUGCUUCUUGCAACAUUGCCACUAAUGGCACUGGCGUCAAAAUGUCCUAUUAACAUAGCUACAUCGUUAUUUCAUUUUUUGCUACCCGAGAAAAAACAACGGACAAAAUAUCUCGAUGAUGUCAUUUAGAUCGAUAUUGAGAACGAUAUUGAUACAACCGCCCCUAUGGCAUCGCCGUUUAUGAUCAAGAUAUCUCCGCCAUUUUCCUGUAAGAAAACCGGAACAAGGCUUGUGAAUGAAGUAUUUUGAUGAGCUUGCUGCUCGACUUACUAGAUCGUAGAAUCUACCUACUGUUGGCAAGGACUCAGGGCAAACCCUUACUUUGGCCAAGCCUGAGUGGAGCCGGAGCAAGAAAGUAAAUAACAAAGACGUGAAAGUACUUGAAAAGAGAGCCGUAAUUUGUCCACGCGUCUCCAUCUCGGCACAAGUACAAUGUUGAGGCAAAAAAAUGUAUUCAGUGACACAGUGUCUUAAAGAAGCAAGCGACCAGUUCCGAUUGAUGAUAAGCCUUGAGAAGCGGAACGAACGAGAUUGGGCAUAACCAGUAAGUCGUCGUGCAUACGAAAACACACAACCGACCCACUGAAAUCCAGGUUGAACUUUAAGAAAGUUUAUUGAACUUCGAGACAUAUUGCUACUGUUGUGAUAUCUACACUGUGAUAAACGUGUGUGGACAAAGAAGAGUGUCAACGAAGGACUAUCAAAUAUGAACGUCGGAAAGCUUUUUUUCGAGAGAAGGGGCAGCCUCAAGGAUGCAAGUGAGGUUCGCAUAUCCGACGACAAUCCCAUGGGCGGCGGCAGUGGCGGCGGUGGCAAUCCCAUGCUGCGUCGUCUAUCAGCCACCGCUGCCCUGCUGAAUUCGCACGUGAAACUGAUUGGCAAGCCGGGUGGCUCGUCCUCGCAUCACAGCAGUGGCUCGCUAGCGGAAAAGGAGAGAGUCGGGGCCGGUGGUCCAAGCGCCGUUGACCACCAUUAUCACCAAACACAUCAGCAACAUCAAAACAAUAGCAGCUGCAGUAGCAGGGAAAAAGGAAAAGGUAGCGCCAAACAGGCUAUAUCAAUCGCUGGUUCAGCGGCCGCGCCCGCUCUACUACACGGAGCAGACGACUCGAACACGACAUCAUCGCUAACAGCAGCAGCAGCAACGGGAGCAGCGGUAGCACCCUCAUCUCAGUCAGCAGCAGCAGGAGGACAUCAUCCUUUACUACAACAGCAGCAGCAACAGCAACAACAGCAGCAGCAACAACAACAACAACAACAACAACAACAGCAGCAGCAGCAGGGACAUCUGCUUGCGCACGAGAUUAGUGGUGGUGUAGCCGCCGUAAGUGGCACUGCAUGUGCUAGUGCUGCUGUCAGUCUGUGUGGUCGCAGUAUUUGUGCGGGAGCGGCACGCGGCUCAUUGGAUUACGGCGCCAGCGGAUUACCGUCAUCUAGUGGUGUGGGUGGAGGAGUGAGUGGUGGAGGUGCUGCGGCCGUCGGAUCAGUCACUAACAGCGGCACGGCUCAGCAUCAACAACAACAACAACAACUGUUGCUGCACCAUCAUCAGUUGCAGCAACAACAGCAGCAAGCUUUGCUUGCAACAGUGGCGGCUGGUCAGAAGAUGACCGAGGAUAAACAGCAGCCCGUUAAGUGGCCAGCAUCAAAGGACGAUUAUGAGCUGGGCGAGGUAAUCGGUGUUGGCGCAACCGCGAUUGUCCAUGCUGCGUUAUGCCUUCCGCGCAGGGAACGAUGCGCCAUCAAACGAAUCAACCUCGAAAAAUGGAAUACUUCUAUGGACGAGCUGCUCAAAGAGAUUCAGGCCAUGCGGGCUUGCAACCACGAAAAUGUGGUAUCGUACUACACUUCAUUUGUGGUCAAAGACGAAUUGUGGCUCGUCAUACGGCUUCUAGCUGGCGGAAGCCUGCUUGACAUAAUUAAGCAUCGUAUGAAGACUGAAGACUGCCGACAGGGUGUUUUCGAUGAAGCGACAAUUGCCACGGUGCUUCGGGAAGUGCUUAAGGGACUGGAAUAUUUCCAUAACAACGGGCAAAUCCACAGGGAUAUAAAGGCCGGAAACAUCCUCCUUGGAGAAGAUGGCACCGUACAAAUUGCAGAUUUUGGCGUCAGUUCGUGGCUAGCAACAGGCGGAGAUCUUUCUCGACAGAAAUCCCGACACACGUUUGUGGGAACGCCCUGCUGGAUGGCGCCGGAAGUGAUGGAACAAAUUACCGGAUACGACUUCAAAGCCGACAUUUGGAGUUUUGGUAUUACUGCGAUGGAGCUUGUUACGGGAACUGCGCCGUACCAUAAGUAUCCUCCUAUGAAAGUUCUCAUGCUGACGUUACAGAACGACCCCCCAACACUUGAAACUGUUGGGGAUGAUAAGGACCAAUACAAGGCUUAUGGCAAGACAAUCAGGAAGAUGGUCUCGGAGUGCCUGCAAAAAGACCCUACGAAACGGCCAACUGCCUCAGAGUUAUUAAAACAUCCCUUCUUCCGUAAAAGUAAAGAUAAACGUUACCUUGUUCAAACGCUAUUGUCGUGUGCACCCACGAUAGAGCACAGAGCACAGCGACUUAAGCACAGUAAAAGAAACCCCGGAGCCUCAGGGAGACUGCACAGAACAGAGACGGGAGACUGGGUUUGGUCGGAUGGGGAGGAGGGCAGCAGUGGGGAGGAAUUGGAGAGCGGCGCGGGCAGUGGACGAGCUGGGGCAUCUACCGGCAGUGUCGGAGGUGUCUCCGCCGAAGAGCUGGCUGCCCGACAAGAGGCCAUUUCUCGGGCCAACCAAAGUACAUCGUCGUCUGAUUCGGGCACGACAGGCCCACCUUCACUCGGUAUAGAGAUGACAGCUGGACUCACGCAAUCACAGCAAUUCAAUAGCCAAUUGCCCACAAAUCAACAACCCGUGUCAUCGACGACUCUUGGACCUACUAACGGAUCCAAUCCCGCUGGCCCUGGACCUGCGACGUUACUGGGCGCAAAUUCAAACCUCCCCUCAGCCGCCUUGGCCCAAGAAGGCAUAGCUUCCUCUUCGAUAGCCCAUCUUCCCGUCGUCGAGCUCGCGCUCAGAAUACGAAACGGCAAGAAAGAACUCAACGAUAUUAAGUUCGAAUUCACGAGGGAUAAGGAUACCUCGGAAGGUAUUGCAGCCGAAUUAGUCGGUGCGGGACUCGUGGACGGAAGGGAUAAGGUCAUUGUGGCCGCCAAUCUCCAGAAGCUCAUAGACGGAACCGCUAACGUCAGGUCGCUUAUUUUCCCGCUGACAACGGGUUCGGAGUCAAUGCCUGUCCCCGACCAGCGAACUUUAAUGGGCUUCGCGCAGCUGUCAAUCGUGGAUUGAAACGACUUCCGCCUCUGACCUCUUUUGGACUAGCUUGCUAGCUGGUCGGGCAAGACGGGGUCGGGGUGUCGAGAAGGGACGGGGUUCAGCGAGUGAAGUUCUUCGCAUAGAAGAAAAACAAUCGUAUUUCUGAUGAUGAUCUGCCCCUAGCCUUCGAAGCAUUGGCAAAUCAAUCCAUAAUGAUGAUAACGAACCCAUUAGCGGUUCGUUGGCAGCGUCAGAAACAGUAGAAUUUACUUGGACCUUGCUUGUGACUCUACCUUGACUAGACUCACAAAUUUUGCGGUUUCACACAUACUGCAAAAGCCAACUUUACUGCUACGACGGAGGCAGGUACAUUCCAUUACAAAAACAAAUACAGGAAGAGGCAAUCAUCCUCGGGCACUGUUGCCCGCCAGCCUGGUCUAUUGCCGCUCUACUGUGCUCCAGUAAGCCGUUCGACCGGGAGACAAAGCAAAGCCCCACAGCGUUCGCCAGUUGUUCGAUGAACCUUUAUCACCUUGAGUCCGCCAUGUACAGUCAUCCGAGCAGCGCGGAGAAGAGAAAGUAGAUGCAGCACAAUGGAAAAGCAAGCUCUGUUCAAAAACACACACAAAAUCGAUCUUCGGUGUCAUCUUACAGAAUGCGAUCACAGUACAGGUGAAUGCAUUCGGUUGAAAAUUUAUCGCAGCAGCGGAAUCAACAGCAGCAGCAACAACGAUUAGAGCUUCUCUAUAAAUGCGCCUGCUGUUCCCAUGAUCGAAUCGCACUCGCCUGACGGAAAAGUACCGGCUAAGUGUUUCGCUGUCGUGUAUGCUAUGUAUGCUUUUCGUGAAAAGAAAACAAGCAAGUGUUUUUUAAACUACGAUAGGAAAACUGACAAUAUUACCAGCAACUGGGGUGCGUAGGCGUUUUAUAGGGGAAAACGCGUGAAUAGGCAUACACUAUUGUAAGUGUCUAGGACGGCGCUUGCUGUGUGUAGUGGUAAGAGAGAGCCGAAUUGGUCACUUUGCUCCGGUUCCCUCCCUGGAACGGAACUGUCUUGCCAUGCCUUUAGAUUUUAUCUGUUAGUAUAUAUAUAACGAAACAAGGACACACCUAACUCAUGCACAAACGGUUUUUCUCAAAAGUAAUCGAAAAUCGAUAAUAAAUUUAACUAAUAUUAACCUACUACAAAUGGACUGAUAUAUAAUUAUUAAUGUUGAUGAUGAUGAUACCAGUCUGAGCGAAAAUGUUCAAAAUAAGAAAAACAAGGGAGAAAAGAAAAGGACCUGAGAAGCUAUUUGCAUAAAUACCCAAUCAGACAGGGGCAGAUGAAAAACAUAUGCAUUCAGGAGACUUCUAAAGAAGCAAGUGAUGAAGAAGACUCAAAUCGCUAAAAUGUUAGAUUUAAAUGAAGGCAAUCGAAAAAAAAUGAAGAAUAUACGUGCGAAAUUAAGGCUCCAAUCUGUCCCAAUUUUUUUUUGACCGGAAUAGGGCAAGCUAAAUAUCGUAUUAUAAAGGACAAUAGUUGACCAGCUUGACUCAAUAAUUCAAGAAAAAGAUGACGAAAUAUCUCACAUUUUAGUUCGAAUGGCGUAAAGGUAAACAAAUUUACCCAACGAAGGCUUCCUUGUCAGGGAAAUUUCUGGUGUCUAAGCCCGGCGUAAACAUGUGUAUGAUGAAAUGCCGUGUCAAAUGUGAUUUCUGGUUAUUAUGGCUUGGUAACUACUUCUGACAUCUCAAGUUUUACGCAGGUACAUACUGAUAUAAACAUUAGUGGACAACUGUUUUUCCCGAUGAUUCCUAUUUUAUGCUUCGAUAUCUUUUCGCGCGUUUCUUUUUAUCCUUAAGCAAACAAACGACGGCAAGCAAAUUGAAGAAUGCUUCUGGAUAGUUAAUGCUAAAAACGCAUAUGAAAUCUCGUCCUUUUUUAAAAAAAAUUAAAAAUGAUCAUAUGCACUCACAAGGUAGUAUUGAGUGUGAUGUCUCGGUAAUUUAGGGAGGGAAUAAAAGAAAGAUACAAACGACAUUUCUCAAAAAAUAUCUAAUUAACAGAGAAUAAUAACACUAGUUAUAACAAUGAUACUAACAAUAAAUCCUAAUGUAGUGGUGGUGAUUCAUUAAGUCUUUCUUCUGAAAGAAAGAGCCCGACAAAAACAAAUACCGGCGUUAAAUUAUAGAACAUAAGUAGCCGGAAAAAUAGAACCCAAACAAACACCACAGUAGCCAACACCCGUUGGUGUUGAGUUGAAUAGGAAGAUGCUGAAUUAAAUAGUGUACGUGAGUGUCUAUCGAGAUUAUAUUUUUCUUUUUAUUACAAUAGCAAUCAAAAUAUCGAUGAGUUUUCAAUCAUCUUUAUUUCGAAAUAUUCACGCUGAACUUGAGUAUUUCUGCACAGCGAAACAAAAGCUCUUAGUUUUUAGUUCACACAGCUGAGAUCAACAGGUCGGGUCUUAGUUGCUGGCGAUCUGCAAGAAAUCGGAAUUAGCUAUUAAUUUUCGUAGCGACAAAGAUAUCAUUGUUAUAUAAUAUUUUUUCAUGUGUCGUUCGCAUUUUGGGGCAGUCUGUUUUAAAUGUGUUAUCGUCUACGUUAAAAGCUCCUUCGAAUAUUGUUGCCAAUACUGGUUAUUAGCAUUAUUCAACACAAAGACAAAUCGAUUGUGAAUGACCGAUAGCCUGCAAAUAUACGAAGUUCAAUGCACCCUUGGCUUUGUUAAUUUCAUCUUAUUUAUUGCUAAUCGUAAAUAAUAAAUAGUUCUUACUAAACAUAUA